Molecule: messenger RNA, 1118 nt
Organism: Equus caballus (horse)
Lineage: Eukaryota; Metazoa; Chordata; Mammalia; Perissodactyla; Equidae
Source: RefSeq, a predicted model, not a curated record
AUGUUUGAAAAAGGCGAGUAUGAUAUUGAAAAUGACACCAAUUUGUACAACCCCCAGCGCCCACGCCCUCGCUGCCUUCAGAGGUGGGCUCCCCACACCCCACCGAGGCGGGCAGUUCCAGUCCGUCUCCUUCCCGCACGUGCUGCCGCCGCCACCACCACCACACCCGCCCGUUGCGCGGUCCCCCAGCGGGGCGCUCGCCAACGCGCACCACGCAGACCUGAGCCUGGCGUCGCCCUGCGAUUCUGGGCCCCGCGAGGUCACGCCCAUGGCGCCAGCACCUGCGACCCCGCAGCGACAAGGCCAGGAGCGCGGGUGCCAGGAGCUGGGUGUCUCGACGGUCGAGGAGACGUCGCCCACGUCCGUCAGCGAGCCCCUGCCCGCCCUGUCCGACUCAGGCCCCCUGCCUGCCGCCCCCGGCACUGCGGCCUCGGCCUCGGGAGGCUUCCGAGUCCCUCCCACUGGCCCGCUGACGACCUCCUCAAGUACCCCCAUCCCCGCCCCUGCUGCCCAGACCCCCAGCAUCUGCCUGGUGGACCCCCGAGAUGCUGGGGGGGACCCCCGCCCCACACCCAACAGACCCGGCUAACCGAGGGCCUCUGCAGUACCCAGAAGUCCCUGGCCCGCUUCCAGCCCCUUACUGCCGCCGCCAAAACCAAGGGGCUGGCCGGUGGCACCCCCCGUCGGCCACUCAGCCCGCGGAACAAGCCCUGUGACAACGAAAGUCCGGCACCCCUGUCCAGAAAGUCCUCAGUCCCCAAGACGGCCCCUCGCGGCCCAUCCGGUCAGCCUGCAGCCGGCAAGGUGCGGCCUCGCGCGGGGUCCCUGGUCCACCUCGACCUGACCUGCGUGCCCAGCGGGAGCCGCGCCCUCCUGCUAGACGAGGAGCUCUUCCCGCGGGUAUGCGCGCUCGGCUCCGUGGUCAGCGGCCACGAGCCCCGCGAGGAAGAGGGCAUGCGCGGGCGUCCUGGACGGCUGCUGGCCCCCAAGCAGCGGUGGGACCCCGACCUCCAGGUGACUCGUUUUUAUUUUAACAUUAUAGUACUAGGCAUAAUAGAGCCCAUGGCCUAGUGGAAAAGAGAUUAUUAUGAGAUCUGAGAGUCAGUGAAUAAACGCAU